GACGGCUUUCGAUCGACUAGGCGUAACCGUUCUAUUAGCGACUGUCAAUAAUCAUCUCGGGUAUACAAAACUAACGUUUACCCAGCUCAAUAUAAUGAUUAACGCGUGCUCAUUGCGGCGAUUAUAUUUAUACCAGCAGUUCGUUAUUUUGCGACAGAUUGAUUUUUUUUUUUUUUUUUUAUUACAGUGCACACAUAUACUUAAACAGAUCGAGGAUCUCGGUACUGUUAGAAAAUCUUUUGGGAUUUUAUUUAUUCGCGAAUCAGACCGUGCAAUGUUAUUUAUAAUUUAAUAUAUACAGUCUUGCUGUUUUGUCGACAUAAAAUUCUUGCGCGACAUGAGACGCGCAUGUCACGUGAGACAUGCGAUAAACUUGAUCGGGCGGUAGCCAGCAGCGAGAAGUUAUAGGAAUAUUAUAAAGAGACGAUACAGUCUAUAUACUAGAACUCGAUCCGGUUCAUGAUAUACCGAAAGGAGCCUCGUUAUCAACCGGUCCCAUCUUAUCAGGUUGGCGCAGCAUCGCCGGUAAAUCAUCGGGGUCCUUGGCGGGGGCACCUUUAAUUACCGGGCGUGCACGUGGGGAGAAAAAAAAAGUAUGAAGACGUAAUACGUUAUCCGGUUGCCUUCCUCUCCCGGUUGCCGACCGGUAGAUAGAGAGGCCGGUCCAGUUGAUGCUGAGAGGCGUUGCUCAUAAAUAAUGAACACGUAUUCAUGAACGCCACCGGUUACUUCGUCUCUGCGUAGAUGAACCACGGCCAAAUGGAACUCGCGUUCAGCUAGUUCGUGUCUACGAUUGGGAAAACCGCCGCCGCCGCCGCCGCCGCCGCUUUCCGUUGGGGGGAGGAUACACGCGAUGAACACGACGUCUCGGGAUUUAUGUGAAACGAGGCGCCUUCAAAGACGCGUUUCCUGUGUUUCAUUCACCGGAGGGAAACGGGAUUUAAAUAACAAACGUGGGUUUCCGGAGUAUUAAUUUGCUCCGACAAGUCGUGAGAAUAAUAAUAUUGUUAUAUUUGAAUUGCUUAUUCGAUGUUCGCGGGAUUAUUUUGACUGUGUAAAAAGUAAAAUUCUGUUUCUUACCGUGUAAAUGAGCAGACAGGAAGAGGAAAGGUGUGGUAGUAAUAAUGAUUUUUUUUUUAAUAAUCUAAAAGCGGAGGUAGUUUCAUAAACGCACAUUACGAAGAAUAUCGCAAUCAUUUUUACAAGUUUCGAAGAGGCUCAAGUCACCUUAGCGUAAGUCGACAUAUAAUCAGGUAUUCAACUUCAGAAUAUAUUUACGUAAGUUAUCAUUUACAAAUUUUUUACGCUACUUGCUCUAUAUCAUUAUGUCUGGUCAGUCGCGAGAUUUUUCAAUCGGUCGAACGCGGCAUCGCGAGAGCGCACUAAUUAAUUCCUACGAGUGGGUUGAUAGACGUCCGGCAUACAAGGACGAGUCGCGUCGAUCCGGCUGAACGAUUAAUACAUCCCGUUGCGGCGAGAUGCGGAGGAGGUCGACGGACCGUUUAAUCGUCGAUAGUUUUCUCUCUCUCUCUCUCUCUCUCUCUUCGAGAAAGAAAAUGGCCGAGGUGGUAAUCGCUACCUGCGGAAGCCCGGCGAUCGACGCCAGAUAGGAUACCAAUAUAAUGCACUAUCGGGACGUUUCGACGAGCGUUCGCUUCCCUGGCGUUCGUUUCUCCUCGAAUAAUCUCUCUCCGCGGAGCGGAUAUCUAAACGAGGAGCGCUCGGAGCGCAGCCUCCGGGCGGCGCGCAAGUAUGGACGCACGGACGUACGCACAUAUAAUAAACGCGACGUGCGUGCGUAUGUGUGUGUAGAAGUGGAAGUGCUCUUUCUCUCCCGAGUGAUAUAUAUCGGACGCGAUAUAUCGUCCUUGAUGGUACACCUCGAAGCCGGGGCGAACUACUACUCGUUGCGCCGCCGCGCCGUCGCGUUGCCACGCAGCAGCGUCUCGCCCUCGCGAAACAAUAUGAUGGUUAACGUAACAAGCUCUCAUCUCGGCUGUGCACGGUUAGGUAUCCCACUGCGGCACAGGAUUCCGAACAUGUCCGGACACCUAAGGCGACGCUUCCAGAAUAAUCUCCGGGAUAAUACGUUCCUUGCUCCGACGGUGUUAUAGGAUUUCUCCUGGGGCGCUGUGUAAUUAUUGUUAACUUAGAUGGAUGAAUAGGGCGUCUGCCUUUUGAGUAAUAAAAAUCAGAAUAGUGAGAGAGAAUUUCUAUUAGAGCUAUUUAUUCGAAACUAUUAGUGUCCUGAGGUAUUUAUAAAUAUUUUAACGUGAUAUUACGUCAGUUACUGAAAAAAUGGAACAAGCGUACACGAUAUGGUGAUAUUUCGCGAUGUGCUCGUCGAGAAAAACAAUACAAAACGCAAUUAGAGUUCUUAGACGGAAAAUGCAUAUUCAAUGCAAUACUGUUUACACUUUUUAUUUUGAUGAAAUGGUACAGGAAAUAAUAAUUAUUAUAAUAUUUGUUCUAAUUAUAUGAAAGAAUUACUUUGUUAUUGCAUUUUGAAGUACAAAUUCAAUGCGAAGAGAUACAAUGAAUUAGAAUUAUUACAAAAAUAGUAUUAUAUCUAUCGAUAUGAAUAAGUAUCGUUACUUUUGUUUCGAUAUUUUUCUCGAUACGAGUAAAGAAUAAAAGUAUCGAUACUUUGGCGGGUAUCGACAUUUGAUAUCUAUUCAUCCCUACAAACGAUCCUUGAACAACUACGGAAUACAAGUAAACGAGAUGUUUGGGUCUUGUUUCACUUCAACGUAGUGUCCACGUAGACUGUUAUACGAGUCCCGACGUCCCGAUCACAGACGCGAAGAAAGACAUAGAAUUAUGAUAGCUGGACACUGAACGACGUGCUUGAAAGAAGCUUCGUGGGAUAAUCUACCGUCAAAUUCCACUGACGCGGUCUGAUUGGAAAGCGUCGGGAAUUCAAUAGUCGUUCUUCCGUUCUGUGUCGUAAGUGGGUCCAAAUAUGGAACUCAGGUAGAGAGCAUCCCGAUUAACCGUAAUCGAUAACCAAAGCACGCGUUGCGCGAUAAUAAUGUUAGCUAAAUCUUUUCUCACCGCGCAAAGAAUGGGAAGUAAUGAUCCGUUUCUUUCCCAUCUCGUCUUGGAUCGCUGUUGCGGUCCUAUUCUUAUGGGAUCGCAUAAUUCACCGAUAUUGGUGGAUUCUGUUCUCAAUCAUUGAUUCCUUUUUUUUUUAAGGUUUAUUCGGGGAGAUGCUAUUAGCGCUAUCAACAUUAGUCUAUUCUUGUUCUACUUGUAACGAGCAAUGAAGAUGGACUGAUGGUGAUAACGCUAAUAGCGUUUACCCGAAUUCACCCUAAAUCAUUAACUUCUCCCGUCGCGAUUUCCCGUCUGAUCUAUUUCGUGUUUCUAGUUUACCAAUAAAAUAAAAUAGUAUGUCUUCUUAGCUUGUGCCAUUGCACACAAUUUACAUGUUGUUACAUUUCAUAUUUGAUUUUUAGUGUAUAUUUAUCGCCUUAAUGCAAACGUCUCUUUGUGCGCCGCUUUUAUCCUCGAUAGUUAUCAUCGGGCUGUGCGUCCCGUAAUCUUUUGAGACUCUUAUCCUACCCCUACUCCUCUCGUUUCCAUACUCAUCUCGUCGCCAUCGUUCUGCAACGCGAGAAAAUUAUCUCAAAUUUUUCCCGGGCGGAAUCACCGCGCCGACACUGAUCGUCGCGACAGGUUACACCGGUAGCGGCCAAGUCGGCUCUCUUUCCGAGCACUCCGUUGAUUCCUACUCCUGCGUUCCACCACUACCAUCACCCACCACCACCACCACCACAAUCGCCACCACCACCACCGCCACCACCGCCGCCGCCGCUGCCGUCGUCGCCGCCGUUGCUGUUACCCAGCAUCACCUUCGUUCAUCCACCACCAUCUACUCUGGCUACCACCUCCUUCGCGAGGCACUCGCCAUGUGACUGACUCCCCUUCUCCGUUGACGAGCGGUGGGCCUGCCUACCUGCCGCCCGUUGCCCCGCUCCCAUUACGACGCGGACUCUCGCGGCAGGUGCACCAACCUAAGUGCCACUCCGCUUACUUGUGUGUGUGUGCCUACCAAGGCAGAGCAGUGUGUCUGGUGGUUAGGUUCUUCCCUCUCUUUUUCUCUCUCUUCUUUUCUUUUUCUCUCUCUUUUUCUUCUCUCUCCUCCCUCUUUCUCUUUUUCUCUCCCUUUCCCCGCUAGCUAUCUCUUAUACCGUCUUUUUUCCCCUCUAUCUAUCCCCCUACCUGUGUUGUCUCCGUCUCUCUCUUUCUUUCUCCCCCCCUCUACCGUCUCUGUCUAUCCGUCUAUCCUCUUCGACAUCGCCUCACGCAGCAGUGCCGUGUUGUAGUGUCGUGUCAUCCCGCGGUACGUCAACGAUCCUCCCGGACUGAAGGCAAGGAUCGACCGGGUCGAGAGUACACUCUGCGAUUACCGGGGUCGGUCGAUCGCCGGUCUGUAAUAGGGUGAAGAAAGUGAACUCGCGGUCACCGCGAAGGUGUAGGGAGUGAUAUUCCCGAUGGAACGCGCGCUCUCUCGACACCGAUAGCCGGAAGCGACGAACGAGUGACUCGUUGAAAUACUCGGAUGCGAGAAAUCUGGUGAAUUCGUUUUGAUUCGAUCGAUCGAAAGCAAGAUUUUACGUUGGUGAAAUUUGUCGCAAUGAUAGAUGACGAGCUGCUUGCCGCGAUUGAGCUUGUUAAGAAAGAGUUGGUAGACUGAAAGUCGUGGUUGAUCGUACCGCAUCGACAAUUUUUAGUAUCCGCAUGAAUAGCCUAAUGAUCGCGCAUCGAGUGAAAAGGCUAAGAGAAAGAGUCGUCUGGUGAUAGUCCGAGACACGAUUGUGAUCCGAGGUGAUCCGCGUGAUUCUGAAGACAGCUAUUAUCCGACGAGUGGCGAGAAGGCGCGCUGAGGCAGGGGACAUUCGGUGAAGGUGUCAAACGUCGGCGGCAGCACCUCAUUGACAUUUCCGUGACAUUUAGUGCGCGAUUCGAGUCGAGUGCCAGAUACCUUUUCGUAACACGCGUUAUAACGCGCGUGUAUACCCCUCGCUAUCACAACGACAGCACGAAACCUCGGAUUUCGUCGCAUUAUCACCGUCGUGGAAGAACGACGCGACGAGCGAAAAAGAAAAAAAGACGCGGCAGAGAGGAAGCGAGACGGGAAAAUCGGGUGUGAGUCGAUGACGCGUCCUCCGUGCUUUAUCAGCAGCGGAACCGGAGCGCGGUGACGGCGAAGACUCAUCCGGAGACUUAUCUGUCUCUCGGAAUCCUUACCCGUUGCACGUGUAAGACGUAGAAUACAAGUAAGACUGCCUGCGCUCUUCCAGUGGUCUAUCUCCGAACACUUUCGGUCGGACGAACAACGAAACGGGAUCCUCCACAAGCCUACCUGAAACUUAAAGCUCCGUUGCGGAGCAACAGGUGGUUAUAUCUGUACGAGGUUCUCCUGCGACUCUCGACAGGUAGAACCGGAAAUUCUUCACUCGGUUGGACGCCGGUAGUCAAACUGGACAUUCUUACCGCCACGUCGGGAAGAACGGAGUGGAGAUGUCCGCGGGUCGCUGAGAGAAUGAGGGAGCUGGACACCGAGAGUCCUGUCGUCUGGCCGGCCUGGUGCUAUACUGGUGAGGUGUCGGGCGAGAACGUGUCCGCGGGCACGGGACCACGUGGUAGCGACCGUGGAGAGGCGGCGGAUUUAGGUACGCACACGGAAAACAACGACGGGGCCACCCUGGCAGCGAACACAGCGGUCGACGCCAGGGGGGGAAGCCCUCAGGGCGCCCACCUGUCCGGUGCGGCAACCCCCAGACCUCCGCGGGGUAGAAGGCGACAGAACCAAAAUGGCCUCGACACCACCCAAGUUAAAACGGAACGACUCACGCCUGACAACAACUCGACGUCGUCGAGGAGCGUGACGCCUUCUUCGUCGAGUCACCCGGGAACGCCGCCAAAUGCUACGCCCUUGGGGGGACCUGAGGGUCCACCGCCACCCCAUCACCUCAAGCACAUGGAGCAGAUGAUGGGGCGAAACUAUAGUGAUUUCAUGAGGAGUCUCGCCGCCAAGUACAACAACACCAACCCCAACGAUUACUUUAGCUCGCCAAGGAACGGUUACCCUCCAGGACUGGAUCCGAGGUUUCCGGCCUUCAAGGCCGCAGCGACGCCGUUCGUUGGUCUAAUGGCGCCGUUAGGGGCUCCGCAACCAUCGACUGUCCCGACGACUUCACCGCUCUCCAACAAAGAUCCGAAGGAACAGAAGCAGGACAGCCUCUUCGGUAACACCGUGUUUCCGCCUAUGAUCGAUAUGUCGUCCACCCAGGCUCUUUUGCACAUGGUGCGAACUGCCAACGCGGCCCAAAGCGCCGCGGAAUUGGAAACAUAUCUCAAAGGCGCGAACAAGAGAGACGCGGGGGUGACGAGUCCCUUGGACCUUUCGAGUCCCGGUGGGUUUGCACCUCGCAAACGGCAAAGGCCGGAAACAAGGAGAUCCGAGAGCGUGUCCCCCAAGCCGAAACCCACCGCGAGACCGACCACACCUCCGCCGGUCAGGUGUCCGACACUCUACGGCCACAUACCUUGCGGCGACGGGCAAGCUGUGAAUCGCUGGACCAUCGAGGACGUCGUCAAUUACGUUUCGUCGAUCGACAUCUGCGCCGAGUACGCACAGAAUUUCCGGGAGCACCGCAUAGACGGCGCGGCGCUGCCGCUACUCUCGGAGAACCACCUGACGGGCACGAUGGGCAUGAAGCUCGGUCCAGCCUUGAAGCUGCGCGUGAUGCUGGCUCGGAAACUCGGUGCCUGCACGGUAUGCUUGCACUGUGCCCACUGUCACCAAACGCCGCUACCGGCGUUGAGUGCGGCGGCGGCGGUGACGCAACAGCAACAGCAGCAGCAGCAACAACAACAGCAGCAGCAGCAGCAGCAACAGCAGCAACAGCAGCAACAACAGACGCCGGGUCGGCGACCCAGCAGCACCGGGAACUGA
Molecule: messenger RNA, 6964 nt
Organism: Monomorium pharaonis (pharaoh ant)
Lineage: Eukaryota; Metazoa; Arthropoda; Insecta; Hymenoptera; Formicidae
Exons: 6
Coding region: 5549-6964 (471 amino acids)
Cellular component (GO): PRC1 complex
Molecular function (GO): protein binding
Source: RefSeq, a predicted model, not a curated record